AUGUCAAGCCCAGGGAAUCAGAAUCUGCGACCAAUUUUGGACCACGAAAAGGGCAUGGAAACUUCGAGUUCUUCUGCCGUGCCAAGCCAACACACCAACCCAUCAUCGACUUCUUUGAAAGAAACCAUGCAGAGAUCCGAAGGAAACGGCGAUCCCGAAAAGGGAAACGCCAGCGGCAGCGAUAACGCCCCGACACCAUCUGCACCGCCGGCGGGUCCAGCGCCCGGCUCCGGGUUCCACCCCUCCGACUUCCCAGACGGAGGUCUCGAGGCUUGGAUGGUCGUCUUUGGCGGAUUCUGUGCACUGUUUUGCACCUUUGGUCUCGUCAACUGUAUAGGAGUCUUCCAGACAUACUACGUCCGAGGCCCCUUGGCGUCGUACGGUCAGUCUACGGUCGCCUGGAUCACGUCGAUGCAGGUCUUUGGCAUGGUGUUUGGCGGUAUCAUCUUCGGCAGGCUAUACGACUCGUACGGCCCCCGGUGGCUCAUCAUCGGCGGCACUCUGGUCUACGUCUUUGGCCUGAUGAUGACGAGCCUCUGCACCGAGUACUAUCAAUUCUUCCUCGCCCAGGGCAUCGUCAGCGCCAUCGGCUCCAGCGCAAUCUUCAACUCGGUGCUCCCGACGCUCGUGGGAUGGUUCUUCAAGCGCAGGGCCGCCGCGUUCGGCAUCACCGCCGCCGGUUCCUCGCUUGGAGGCGUCGUCCUGCCCAUCAUGAUGAACCAGCUCAUCCCCCGCAUCGGUUUCGGCUGGACCAUGCGCAUCGUCGCCUUCAUCUUCCUCGCCCUGCUGACCGUCUCCGCCGUGACCGUCAAGUCUCGCAUGCCCCCGAGGGUCAAGCCUUUUCUGCUUGCCGAGUACACCGACGCGUUCAAGGACCCGGUCUACGUGCUGACCCUCGCGGCAAACUUCUUCUUCUUCUGGGGAAUGUUCCUUCCAUUCAACUUCAUCAUCCUGCAGGCCAUCAAGGCCGGCAUGGACCCCAAGAUGGCUGAUUACCUGCUGCCCAUCAUCAACGCCGUGUCCAUCUUCGGCCGGAUCCUGCCCGGCAUCGCUGCCGACAAGUUUGGCCGCUACAACAUGAUGAUACUCAUCACGGGCCUGUCCGCCAUCUUCACCCUCGCGCUUUGGAUCCCGGGCACCACGACCGGAACCAUCAUCGCCUUCGCCGUCAUCUUCGGCUUCGUUUCCGGUGGCUUCAUCGGCAUGGCGCCUACGCUCAUCGCCCAAAUCUCCGACAUUCGUCAGAUCGGCGUCCGGACCGGUCUGGCGUUUGCCGUACAGUCCUUUGGCGCCCUGACCGGAUCGCCCAUCGCAGGUGCCAUAGUCAACUCCCAGGGAGGGCAGUACCUUGGUCUGCAGCUGUUCUGCGGGCUGACCAUGAUUGCCAGUGUGGUUUUCUAUUUUGCGGCGAGGUCGAAGUACGGGGGCGUCAAGCUGCUCCAAAAGAUAUAA
Molecule: messenger RNA, 1452 nt
Organism: Pyricularia grisea
Lineage: Eukaryota; Fungi; Ascomycota; Sordariomycetes; Magnaporthales; Pyriculariaceae
Exons: 1
Coding region: 1-1452 (483 amino acids)
Biological process (GO): transmembrane transport
Cellular component (GO): fungal-type vacuole membrane
Molecular function (GO): transmembrane transporter activity
Source: RefSeq, a predicted model, not a curated record